AGCUCUGCCUAGUCCCACGUCAGUUACCAACUUGCAGGAGACAAUAAUUCGCUUCAGUCGCUUCAUGUGACGGCAUCGUGCUCUGGAAGGAAUUCAUGUGCACCUAUACACAUUUCAGUGAUAUGAGCAAGUGUACAGUGACAGGUGGUGUUUGAACGUUAAUAAUGCCUUGCCCAGAGGGAUAACGACGUCGUGAAGUUGGUUGCAACAAACAAUGACGACAACUUCAGCAUGGGCGAAGCAGAGUGCACGUGCAUAAAGGUGUGAGUUCGUACGACUUCAUUACACCCACAACGCUUUCCCCUUAACUGUCGCGAACUUCCGUAAGUGGUCUGUGUCCAUUGAUCAAAUGAAAACUCAAAAGGCUGUUUGGUGACGUGAAGGUGUUUCUUCCGUUCAGAAAUAUGCGUAGUAUGUUUCGUACCUCGGUGUAAACGCGGAAGUGUAUAUAUUUCAAGUGUGCAUGCAAGUGAAGUAAAUAGUUCUUAAAGACAUGGCAAUCACUCAUCCUAACUUCAAGAGCAUCCACGACAAAAUUCAAACGGCCGACGACAUAUAUGAUGCAGUUGGACUGAUCCUCCUACACCAGGGGAGGUUCCAGAAGAGAUACCCUCCUCUGGAAGAGCGCGAAUGGACCGAGGACGACCUCGAUGAUUUUAAGAUCGAUCUUGAAAUGGUUGACCGUGUUUACCACGUCAAGUGCCAGAAAAUCGACGACAGCGUCGAAUACGAAUUAGCAUGCAGAAUGGAUUACAGAGGUCGAUCUCUAUACCUGCACGUCCAAGUGUUCACGCGGUAUACUUGGGACGGACUCGUGGGGGAAGGCGAAAUUUACCUGACACGCGAUCCUCACGUGUUUUUAAAAUCGACCAUCAACCUCGACUGCAACCCUCAGGGUAUAUGGCAGUCGAUGGUCGAAGAUGGGCUCCCGGUGGAGGAGCCGACGGAAUUCGACCUCAAACAGGCAGUCGACUGGAGGAGCGUGCCCAUGCUCAAGUUCUUGUGCCACAUGGCAGUGUACGAGAAGAAAGAAGAGCUACAGAACUACCUCGAACUUUUACCACGGCCUUUGGGCAACAGUGUUAAGGAGUUCCUCAAGGUGCGUUGUGCCAGGGACCACAGGGCAGAGGAUUUUGUCAGGUACCCAGAGUACUUCGGUGUAUAUCUUUCGUCGAGUUUAGCACCCCUUUAAGAGAACCUCCCACCCACCCAAAAAUAAUAAUAAUAAUGACAAAAAAACUACCUCUACUUUUUGCGUUGCCCUCGAGUCCUUUUGCCAGCAAGUCACGGAGUUCCUCAGGGAACCCUGUGCCACAGAAAGGUUGGUGUUGUUUGGCGCUGUCAUGUGUCUUGAGGACUUCAGAGGUGCAUCAUUCGUCGACACUACCUUCUGUUUAUAGUAAAGGUGUAGCUCAUGCCCUUCUCAUUUUCAGGUUCUAAGUAUACAUAAAGAGAGUUGUGUCUUCCUAUAGUCAAAUGUAGAUAAAGGCAGCAACUACAUAUAUACGUAUAUACCAAAUAUAUAUACCUUAAAUAAAUUUGCAAUAUA
Macrobrachium nipponense is the source of this 1549-nucleotide messenger RNA. RefSeq lists its product as uncharacterized. The coding region runs from base 494 to 1192 and encodes 232 amino acids. NCBI's taxonomy places the organism in Eukaryota, Metazoa, Arthropoda, Malacostraca, Decapoda, Palaemonidae. The transcript has a single exon. The record is from RefSeq and is a predicted model, not a curated record.